Suillus paluster is the source of this 1068-nucleotide messenger RNA. RefSeq lists its product as uncharacterized. The record is from RefSeq and is a predicted model, not a curated record. The transcript is spliced from 3 exons. Lineage: Eukaryota; Fungi; Basidiomycota; Agaricomycetes; Boletales; Suillaceae. Bases 1 to 1068 code for a protein of 355 amino acids.
AUGGCUCCAGUGAAACCCAUUCCCGAAUCACACGAGUACAGACAGAAGUGGAAGACCCGCCGUGGCAAACGAAGCACCGAGAGUAAAGCACGACGCCUGAAGGUAUACCUGGACAAUGUCCAAGGUAAGACGGUUGCAUCAGUGGAGGCAAGACGGGAGAAGGAGACGUUGAAAGUAUAUCCUGGAGACUUGGUGCACGCAGCAAAAAACAAGUUGCACGUCGAUCUGCUUGUCCAACGGCAGUACCCAGAAGGCGUUUUAGCAUCUCAAUUACCUCGAUUUGAUCCCGACGACUCCUUCUUCCUGCUACCACCUGAGGAUUCCAAGGAAGCCUGUCGUCCACUGCACCCUUUGUUUAUGGCGGCGAGGUUCGAGCAUGUCAUCACAAAGCCCGGGCAGAAGGAGAUUGUCAAGGCUUGGGAUGCUCUGCAGUUCGUUGGUGUCAAGCACCACGCCGGGUCGAGGGAGGCGAACCGCUCGUCAACCCUUGCCUUGCACCUGGGGGUGUGGGAAGUGCAACAAUCAUUCCCCAAGGUGACGCGGGAUACGAGGCUACAAACCCCCGAGGCACUGAGUGCCAUCGAUAGGCUUCUGUUGGCUGUUGGAACUCACGUGGCCCCCAAGAUCCUUGCCUUACUGCAGCGCUAUGCUCCGAAGCAGCUGGAUAGACAACUCAGGACGAACAAAGUGAUCAAGCGCUUGUUAAGACAGGAAUUCCUUCUCCGGCCUGCGCUGGACUUCAGGGGGGCAUUCUUCUGUUUUGCCAUCAAGGAGGGCACGAGCGAAGUCAUUCAUUUGGAUUGGAAUGAUGAUCUGGACACGAUCACUUGGCUUAUUGCGCUCGGGGAGUGGGAGGGUGGUGAGAUAACCCUUGUCUACAAAGGUGUAGAGCGGCGUAUUCCCCUGCAUGCAGGGAGUGUCUUUGGCUUUAUGGCCCGAACGUGGCCUCACUGCACCACACCAGUCACUUCGGGGCGUCGGAUCAUUCUGACGUGCUUCUCAGACAGCAACCUUCUGCGCCGUGCCAGCAGGUUCAUGCUCCAUCACCAAGGUGUUAUUAUUAUCUAA